Molecule: messenger RNA, 4578 nt
Organism: Megalopta genalis
Lineage: Eukaryota; Metazoa; Arthropoda; Insecta; Hymenoptera; Halictidae
Product: vascular endothelial growth factor receptor 1
Biological process (GO): positive regulation of kinase activity; cell surface receptor protein tyrosine kinase signaling pathway; multicellular organism development
Cellular component (GO): signaling receptor complex; plasma membrane
Molecular function (GO): transmembrane receptor protein tyrosine kinase activity; ATP binding
Source: RefSeq, a predicted model, not a curated record
CGUUCAGCUAGGAGAGCAUAGAACGGUUGUGAUCGUUGCUGAAGAGUGACGUUCUUUUAGAAUCCGAGUGUACUUAUUUGAUAUUGUUUCAUCACGGAACCAAGGAAAAAUGCUGUGCAACCACCGACGAUUCUUCUUCAUUGCUGUAAUUCUUCUUUCGCAUCUGUACAGAGACUCGACAGCUCUAAAACCGAAUAUAUUCCCGAAAACUGAUCAGAUCAUUCAAAAAGAACACGAUCCUUUGUGGCUACAAUGCUCCGGCAAGUCGGAUAUUGUCUUCAUGUAUCCGACUAACUCAACAGAAUUUUUUCAUACAUCGUCCAUUGAAAUACGCAAGAACCAAUAUGAAAAUGGAACCUACAUGUACCAGCUUAUGCGACCGAAUACCGUCUAUGGUGAUACUGGUUGGUAUGGUUGUUCAGAUCAUUUCAUUGAGAUCUCCGCACGCAAUUAUUCCGACCCAGAAGUCGACUGGGUGUAUGUUUAUGUUGAAUCUAAAUCGCAUCGGUUUGUGGAGGAAUCGAAAUUCCCUUUACGCGGUGUUCGAGGCGGGAACAUAAUCGUACCGUGUAGACCAACAUCGCCGACUGCGCAAGUGAAGCUUACAAAGCACGGUCGAGUUCCCGAAGAUAGGUUUUCGUUCGAUCCAAAAUUUGGAUUCACAUUGUACAACGUUAUGCCGCGUAACGAAGGUUAUUACGUAUGCCACAUCGCUCCUGAUCAAAGAAGGACUUACCGUAUAGACGUUUCGGCGAUGUUGACACUGAAGGUGCCAAGGAUUAUCAAUGAUACUUUGCGGCACGUAACAAAAGGCGAAACUCUAUACGUGAACUGUACCACAACUAUUCGGAAGAACGUGGACCAUGUCUUCACUUGGAUUCCUCCGCGAAAAAGCAACAGGAUCACUAUCCGUGACCAUACAGAAAAUAGUGGAAGUAACAAUAAGAUCACCACCGAAUUAAUCAUCAAGAACGUGACCUUCAAAGACGCAGGUGUCUACGAGUGUAAGAUCGCGGACUUCAAUACUGAGCAAAAAUCGAAGACGAAUAUCACGGUGUAUGAGUGGAUCGAUCCAUACAUCGUCCUAACAUCUCAAGAUCCUAACAGGCACUAUCAAGGUCAUAGGUAUAAGGAAGCGCAGUGGGUUGUGGACGUCGACGCGUAUCCUCUGCCUGAACUAAAAUGGUUGAAUAGAAACGGCGACGAAAUUACAACGGGUUCGUCGACGACUGAGGAAUCCAAAUUUUCAGUUAACGUCACCUGUUGUAAGCCAAUAUUGAGAAUCAACAAUUUAGAUUUCGAUGACAUGGGACUAUAUUCCAUUCAAGCCAAAACUAAGUACGAAACGAAAACAUUGAACUUUACGUUAGAUGUAAUAGAUCAGCCGAUGGUGGAUAUAAAGAAUCCGAGCUCGUAUUAUUUACCUAAUCAGGUGGCAAAGAUUGAAUGCUACGUGGAAACAUUCCCGGUGCCAAAUAUUACCUGGAGUUACCGCAAGUGUCCCAAUUUUCCUCUUUGCGAGAAUGAUACCGCCGAGCACUUAACGAACUCCACCGAAGAAAACGAAACAAUGACUUCCAUGGUCUCUACAGUGUUGACGGCCAUUGAAAUGUCCGGUCAACUUACCUGCAGCGCGUGCAACAUUGUUGGCUGCGGAAAUGUCUCCAAAACUGUGAUGGUUUCCGAUGUAGCUGAGGGAUUCGGUGUAAUAUCCACGGAGGACCUAGUGGUAGAGGGCGACGAUUGGGUGCUGAUAUGCGCUGCUUCGAUCUACAAUUAUUCAGAUAUUCUUGAAUGGAGCAGUCAAGGUGGUCCAAUUGAACAACAUGACAGAAUCUCGAUCGAUCGAGGGGAGACACGAUUCACGUAUAGAUCGAUUUUGAAAAUACGCAACGUGAAAAUGGAGGAUUCUCAGGAAUAUAUUUGUACAGGGAAGUCCACGGGAAAUAUAUCUCAGUCUACCGAAUAUCGCCUGGAAGUAAAGGCUACACGAGCGCCAAUUUUUACCGACACCAAUUUGAAUAAAGAAAACAUGAUCGUUGACAAGAAAGUAUAUCUCAAAUGUUUCGCAGACGGUAUGCCUAAACCGAACAUCACUUGGUUUAAGGACGGUACACAGUUGACAUCUAAUGAACGAUAUAAGAUUUAUAAAAAAGACCAAGCACUUGAAAUACAAUAUCCAGAGGAAAGUGACAGUGGCGAGUACAUGUGUCGAGUGCAGAAUCGUAUUGGAAAAGUGGAAGCUCGUCAACGGGUAACGAUAAAAGGGAAAGGAGUACCGGUAGGUCUGAUCAUUUUAGUUGCCAUGUUAGCAGUUGUCGUUGUGAUACUGGUGAUCUACUUCUUCAUCAAGGUUCGCCGUGAAAGGAUACUGAGGAGGGAAUUAAUGGAAGCUGGUCUAAUGCAUUUCGAGAAAGGUGCUGUCGAGUGUUUGAAUCCAGAGUUGACAGUAGACGAUCAAGCAGAGCUCCUCCCUUACGACAACAAAUGGGAAUUUCCCAGGGAAAAAUUGAAGUUAGGAAGACAAUUGGGAAGCGGUGCGUUCGGUGUAGUCUUGAAAGGGGAAGCUCAAGGGAUUUGUAGGGGAGAGGCGGUUACUACUGUAGCCGUGAAAAUGGUACGCCGUACUACGAAUGUCACGUAUGUUCGGGCGCUUAGCAGCGAAUUGAAGAUCUUGGUACAUCUUGGCAAACAUCUAAACGUUGUCAACCUUCUUGGUGCUUGCACAAAAAAUAUCUUGAAACGUGAAUUGUUAGUGAUCGUAGAAUACUGCCAAUUUGGAAAUUUACAUAAUUACUUAUUGAGGCAUAGAAGCAGUUUCAUUAAUCAGAUCGAUCCAGCAACUGGCAAAUUUGAUCUCAGUAUCGGCCACGAUCUACUCACGAGAACUAGCAGUGUGGGCAGCACUAACAGUAGGGUGAAGUACGCGAACUUGUCGUUUUCUCGCAGUAUUAGCUGUAAUUCGGAAUCUGAUUCGGUGCAGUUCCACCCCAUCGAUUCUCAGGGUAUCAGUAUGUCUCCAGAUGGUCCCAUAAUUAGUAACGGUUCCACUCAACCUGGAUGGUUUAGCUAUCGGGGAGACUACAAGGACCAUAAUUUAAAACCAAUUUGCUCACAGGAUUUGUUAUCCUGGGCAUUCCAAGUAGCUCGUGGAAUGGAAUAUCUCAGCCAGAGAAGGGUACUGCACGGUGAUCUGGCCGCUAGAAAUAUUCUCCUGGCCGAUGACAAUAUUGUGAAGAUAUGCGACUUCGGUCUGGGGAAGACCUUGUACAAAGAAGACAAUUAUCAAAAGAAAUGUGACGGUCCAUUACCAAUUAAGUGGUUGGCCAUCGAAUCGAUCAGAGAUCGAGUUUUCUCCACACAAUCGGACAUUUGGUCGUUCGGUAUAGUUCUGUGGGAGUUCUUCACGCUGGCCGAGACUCCGUAUCCCGGAAUGGAGGCGGAAAUACAGUACCAGAAGCUGAUCGAGGGUUACAGAUUGGAGCAGCCCGAAUAUGCCACCCCCGAAGUGUAUAACCUAAUGCGUCAGUGUUGGAAGGCCAAGCCUACUCUACGUCCGAGUUUCACGGAGGUAGUCGACAGUAUAGGAAACUUGUUGGAGGAUAGCGUAAAGUCGCACUACAUCCAAUUAAAUGCCCCGUACCUGGACAUGAACACGAUUCAGCUCGAGAACGGAAAGGACGAUUAUCUGACGAUGUUGUCUGCUCCUGACCAUGUCCAACUGUCUUCACCGGGUCAAGACUACGUCAAUUCGCCUGCAUCUGGGGCCGGGGUGAACUCCGGCUACUUGUCCAUGAGUUCCCGAAACCAAAAUACAGAGUCAGGAAUAUUCAGUCCUAGGCCCCAUCAGGAACGGACCCAUUUCGAUUUUCCAUCCCCGAUGGCCGACUUGGAGGACGGCAUAGAGAUGACACAUAUACUGAAGAAGGAACGGGGUGAUCCCUGUCUGAAGUCCAUCAAUGACCCCGAGCGUAGGACAGAGGUUGCCAGAAACAGACAGACGACAAAGAAUCAGUUGGAGGAUCCAGCUCGGGAUCUCGGUUAUUGCAACAUGCCGAAGAAUUUAGAGCUGAUUGAUCUGAAGAAAAAGAACGACGAGAUCGCGGCAAAAACGGAGGCGAAUUCGAAUUCGACGGCCAAGAUUGGCUUAGCUCCGUCGAUCAUUAGGACUCAGGACAAUUAUUUGAACAUGAUUCAGCAGAAGAGUGACAAGAAGAAAGACUUGCCUGACGGAUUCAGCAAUCCUAGUUAUGUGAUCAUGAGUAAGUGAGGGGCGAUUCGAACCGGGACCUCAAAAGUGUUUGAAAACUUCUGUUCCAGAAAGUAAUCCGGUUGAAAGUGCCUUUCGAUUGUGCGAUUAUCGUCUGCGUGCGUCUGUGUGCUUGAAUUUGCGUGAUGGCAGGGUAAAUAUAGUGUACAUUGUAUUAAAAUUCAUGGCUUCCGCAUGGAUGCUGCAUUUCACAUUCAGCGUGAUGCCGAUGUUGUUCAAAAGUUGCAGUUUGCAUGUUCAGGGAUAGGGAGUUCUGAUGCUGGAACUCCUGAUAUUUUUAUUACAAAUUCAGAUUGUAAUAGCUUUAA